Messenger RNA from Rosa rugosa (rugosa rose), 1037 nucleotides. Its product is annotated as tropinone reductase homolog At2g29290-like. The record is from RefSeq and is a predicted model, not a curated record. Gene Ontology annotation, molecular function: oxidoreductase activity. Bases 48 to 866 code for a protein of 272 amino acids. Lineage: Eukaryota; Viridiplantae; Streptophyta; Magnoliopsida; Rosales; Rosaceae. The transcript has 5 exons.
AGGUAGCAGCAUCAAAUGUGGUAGCAGGUAAAGCAAGAGAGAUAGGUAUGGCGAGAGCAGAUUCUAGCAUCAACAGCAGAGAUAGGAGGUGGUCUCUUGAAGGAAUGACUGCCCUCGUCACCGGUGGAACCAAAGGGAUUGGGUAUGCAAUUGUGGAGGAACUGGCGGGGCUAGGUGCUAGUGUACAUACUUGUUCUCGGAAUGAAGCCCAACUCAAUGAAUGCUUGAGUCAAUGGAAGAAGAAAGGUUUUCGUCAGGUCACUGGCUCAGUAUGUGAUGUGGUUUCAAAAAUCCAGAGAGAGGAGCUAAUCCACGAGGUCUCAUCACUGUUUCAUGGAAAACUUAACAUCUUUAUAAACAAUGUGGGAACUUUUAAAGGAAAGCCAACAACUGAGUACACGGCUGAAGAUUACUCAUUCAUCAUGAGUACCAACCUUGAAUCUACUUACAAUAUGUGCCAACUUGCACAUCCUCUUCUGAAAGCUUCAGGAGCUGGUAACAUUAUUCUUCUGUCUUCUGUUUGUGGUGUGGUAUCAAUUGGGGAGGUUGGGAGUAUAUACGGUGCAACUAAAGGAGCAAUGAAUCAAUUGGCCAAAAACUUGGCUUGUGAGUGGGCAAAAGACAAGAUUAAAGUCAACAGUGUUGCUCCUUGGUUCAUCAAAACUCCUCUUGUUGAACCUAUUUUGAGUGACGAAAAGUUUAUGGAGGCUGUCAUCUCUCGAACCCCAUUAGGACGUACCGGAGAGCCUGAGGAGGUGUCUGCAUUGGUGGCAUUUCUAUGCCUUCCGGCAGCCUCUUACAUAACAGGGCAAACUAUUUGCGUCGAUGGAGGGAUGACUGUCAAUGGCUUCAUGUUCCAAGCAUAAUGAACUUUUUUUUCUUGUGGACAAUGGAUUAGAAGCAAAAUAAUUCAUCGGUCGCCAUAGCUGUACAAAAUGGGACAACGAUGCAUAAAUCUUCUGAUAAAUGCCCUCAAAGAAUAAUUGUACUUUUGCUUUCUUUGUGUUGGGUUGGUCCAGAGUCCAGACCUUUGUCUA